CCUGAAUCGCUAGCGUGAAGAGCCUCCAUUACGAUGACCUCCAAUACCUCCACCUCUUCUCAACUCACAUUUUCCCUCAACUCAAUCUUUGUCCAGAAGACUCAACACAUUAUAUGUUAACAUUUUGUUUCCGUUUCCACCAUCUACUGAAGAUAGCCUUCCUUCAUAAUCAUAAUCUUCGUAGAGACCACAUUAACUUCCCUUUACAAAAUAAAAUCUUCGUGCUGAAUCUACUAGAAAGGUGUUGAAAUUGAAUUCUUGAGAUAGGCUAAGAUUUUGAAAAAAUGGCGGACGCGGACGAUGACGAUGGCACUGUUGCCACCAGUGCCCAGGAUUUCCCUGCCAUCACGGCGAUGACAUUGGUACUGUGCCUUUUUUACAAUUUGUGGAGAAUGCUGGAUGAAGUAAGUGUAGACACAUAAAAACUAGCUAUUUUUUCGACAAAAACAAGAACUCUGUCCUAUUCAAGAAAAACCUAUGCAACAACUAUCGUGUCUUAUUAUUCAUAUCUCCACGUCCACUUGUUCCCACCACAAACCACGAACUAUGUCCAAUCUCUAUCCCUAUCGGAAUCUGAUAAGCGAACAGGCCAACGCCUAAGCCACUAAGCCAACUGCGCACUUAUCAGAAUCUACCAAUCUAAACAACAGGGCCUCAUAACGUAUAUUUGGUUUUUGUCGAUGACCUCUGGGAAACUGGACGAUGGAACGUACGAUAAGCUAGGCCCGGCUAUUCUGGGGAAAUAUGGUGGUGGUUGCAGGCAAAUGUCUUACGAUCUCUACUUCAGCGAAAUCGCGUACUUCUAUUUUUACUCUUUACUUUUUCUUUUGCAACAUUUUCUUUCAAAUACUAUACUAUUCCCUACUUCUUCCACUAUCAGGGGCAACAUUUUCUUUCAAAUACUCUCAUAUUCCCUACUUCUUCCACUAAUAUUGCUGUUCUGGGUAUUUUUACUCUUUUUUGAAGUGGCACUUCAAGUAUAGUACUUUUUCCACUAAUAUUGCUGUUCCUUUUACUCUUGUGGUGCGGCUCUUUGACUCUUUUUUGAGGUGGCACUGGGUAUCAGGGUAUACAAGAGUUUGUUCAGGAUGUGAAACGUGAUGUAAGGCACAAAGUAGAAGUACUAUCCAAAACCCACCAAACCAGGCACGGUUUCGCGACUCCCAAUAGUGCAGUGUACGCGGUGAACGCAGUAGCCCUUAUAUUCUUCAUGUUGUGGAUAGAAUUUGCAUAUCAGGCAAAAGCAACCUGCUUUCUGUUAGGCAUUUGGUGGCUCUUGAUGGUCUUGCAAGCGGUCGUAAUGGACGUCAUAGCCGGAAACAAAGGAAAUGUCAAGAUCCCGAGUGGAGGUACUACAACUAAGAAUGUUUAUGUUGCUAAGUCGAAAUGGCUUAAGUAAGAAGUCUAAACCUAAAGCUGAAUACUAGGUGAGGCACAGAUGAAGAGUUUUCUGUGAGUAUGUGAUAUUUGGGGAAAAAGCUUUGACAUGUUCAAUUAUGUGCUUCCAUCAUGUUUGUGGUCCCAUUUGACUAUGCUCCUACACUGCACCUAUCCCAACCUCAGGUCUCGGACUCUUCGUAUUGCAAAUGGCGAUAUGGCUACCGUGGCAGCGGUUCUUUGAAAUUCGGGCAGUGCUUUAUCCACCACUGACGAGAGAGGAAAAAAGAGCACAGGAGAUACAGGACAUUAGCGCAGAAGCACAGAAAUUAGGGGUACAAAAAUGUUUUUAAUAUUUAGUUAAGCUUCUACGUCUACCCGUUAGAUUACAAUUUCCAAUCAUUCGUAAAUUACUGCUGGGUCUGGCAUAGUACAACGGAACGUUAUGUCCUCCUGAAAUUCAAAAGAAACUCUUAAUCCAAUAACAAAAAUACGUCAUGUCUUUUUCUUUCUUGGAUCAUGUAAAACUUACUCCCUUAUUCCAACAAUCCAAAACCAAUCUCUCAGGUAACGUACGAGAUGCUGUAUGCCAUGGGCCUCCCGCAAGAAGGCAUUGUGCAAGCGGACGCUAAUAGGCGGAAGACAAAGCUAGAGGAGUACAGGAUCAUGAAUAGGAAGACUGGAGGCGUGCUGUCAGAGCGCGAUAGAUUCCUACAGCGAUGUCCGUAUCCGAAUACCUAUAUCGUCUGCCUGGUAACGGGAGUACCAUUGGUGGCCCUUGCAGCGCAAUAUCUCAUACUAGAUGGGAUUUCAGUCCAGAUGAACAUCGUGCCGGUUUUGGUACUUACAACUUCUAGGCUGAAAAGAGUGUUGAUUUGAAAGACGUUUUGAGAAGUUCAAAUUGGAUGACCUCGAUGAAAAUGUAGUGCUCAUUGCUUAAAAUAUAGUGAUUCCUAUGUUGGUUCGUAGGAAGGAGCUUCAUAAAUGACCCAAAGAACGUGGGCAACUUCUUCACUAUGAAAACAUUCUUGCAUCAUCAGACUAUCAUCCACCAAACCAGGUCGUGGGUGUUUUCGGCGCCAUUUUCGGUUUGUGUCUCUUCAUGAUUCCCUGGGUCCGAAGAAAAGGCUUCCGCCACAUGCCCCUGAAGAGGACGAUUCUGGAUUUGCAGGAUGAUAGUGACGAUGACGACCUAGGCCACCAGAUGAACACUCUCAUGACCGCGAAAGUUAAGGCUUACAAUAAUUCAUCUGAAGAAGCAGGAGCAUCGUCGUUUUCUUUGAAGGGGAAGGGGAACGGGCAGCAAGAUGCUCCCUUGCCCUAGCAUCCUGAUCCCGUUUUCAAAAGGAAAGAGGGACAUUUCUCCUAGAAAGGUGAAAAAAGUCAAAAAAUCAAAAAAGGAAAGAGACAACUAGAAAGGCCUUGGCUGAUAAUUAGUCGCUCGACGACUCAAAACUGACUUACUAAUGAAAGCGCCUACAAUCUAAACAGUUCAUCACUCUUCAUAUUUCUCCUUAGUCGUUCGACGACUCAAAACCUAUCUCCUCUAAUAAAGGUACGGAAGCAGGAGAUGACCAGGAAGCGCCGGAUAUCGGCGGAGAGUGGAACGCCAACGAGCAGUUGUUCCAUCGGUACAACCACAAUUUCAUGUGUAAGUUGGCCUAUUGCUGCUUCACGCUGGGCAUCGCGACGUACGUGACAAUCGCGCAACGAGCACAAAUUGGAGCAAGGUUCCAUUAAUCAGAAGAUGAUCUUAAGAGUUAGAUUAAUCUUUAAGGAGAGGAGUAGUGUGGAAGGCCUGACUAUAAGGAAUGAGUGUGGAAGCAAGGUUCCACUAAUCUUUAAGGAGCAAGGUUCCAUCCAUCUACUUGAGAACGACGAUCUACUUAAGAGUAGUGUGGAAGGCCUGACUAUAAGGAAUCCUGUUAGCGAGGUUCAGCUGAGAACAUGAGGUGGAACUAGUUGUAGGGUGGAACUAGUUGUAGAGAUAGGUAGGGCCUUAAGAGGUAGGUAGUGGACUAGUAGUAGAGAUGAUCGUGUUCUUGUACAUGGGAGAAUAACUAGAAGGUAGUUGUAGUUAAUCUUCUAUAUUGAGUUAACAUAGGUCAGUGAGAAGAGAUGCUUUCCUGGUGAAGUCUUUCUUACUGAAUUAAUUCAACCGGAUUUUUCUUACAUAAUUGCAGUCAUCAAGUGGAAAUUUUAAGUAGUAACCAUUUAAGUAGUAACCAACACAUAUUGUUGUAUCAAAGGAAUAGAACAUGAACAAGUCAAAAACUCAUAGAAAUUGUCUGAUAACACGCAAAGAAACUGGAAGUGACUCACACACUAUGAAAUUUCGCAUACACACAGGAUAAUGUUCGGAUACUGCAAAACACAGUAGAGUAUACUGAGUAUACUUACAGCCACCAUGCAGUACCAUGGAGUGAUAGUAUUUCUCGUCCUAGCGAUCAGCUAACCAAGUUUAGAAGUAGUAGCGUUACGCCAGUGGAGUCUAAGUGUACAAAGUAGCAACUACGUACCAGUAAAUUUGGGUUUUUAUGACUGUAGUGGAUCUAAGUCUAACGCACGGACAAGUAUUAGUAGGCACCAGAGUAGUCAGUAUCGUCGGAAGUACCAGAGCUAGACGUCGACUGUAUUUUCAUUUUUGGUAUUGGUGUAAACAAGUCUGUAUAUCUGCUUUUGCGAGCAAGUAGAUUUCUCCGCUGUGUCGUGCAGGUGGGGCGAUUGUGACCCUGCGCGAUCAGAAAAAAGAUGCAGAUUGAGCAUUGACUCCGAAAGGAGAAUGGAAGAUCUG
Molecule: messenger RNA, 4171 nt
Organism: Amoebophrya sp. A25
Lineage: Eukaryota; Dinophyceae; Syndiniales; Amoebophryaceae
Source: the annotation of a GenBank genome assembly